UCUCCCUUGACUCGCCGGAACCCACCAAACGAUGCUUCUGUGGAAGAAGGCACUUCAUUGAAGCUGCGUCGCUGGGAACUACACUGUUCCCAAUUCAACCCUCCUCAGCUACCAAUUCCAAUUCUGAUUACACAACUUUGCUUAACAAGUUUCACCCACCCAGACCUGAAUGGUACGAGGAGUUCUAUGCUUCGGUUAUGAAUUCAGCUACUAAGUCUUAUGAAGCUGAGGUACUUUGUUCAUUCUUCACUAAUAUGGUUGCACGGUACAAGUCACAAAUCUUCAGUAAUUUGAAAGGGAAGGCUCUUAAAAUAUUGGAGAUUGGUAUUGGAACAGGUCCUAACCUCAGUUAUUAUGCUAGUGAUUCUGAUGUAAAGGUUGUUGGCAUUGAUCCAAACCCGAAGAUGGAAAAGUUUGCUCGGUACUCUGCUGCAUCAGCUGGAUUGCCACUUUCCAAUUUUGAUUUUAUACAAGCUGUUGGGGAGGCUAUACCAUUAAGUGAUGCUUCUGUUGACGCAGUUGUUGGAACGCUUGUAUUGUGUUCUGUUAAAGAUGUUGAUAUGACGCUGAAAGAAGUGAGGAGGGUACUUCGACCUGGUGGACUAUAUGUGUUUGUCGAACAUGUAGCUGCAAAAGAUGGAACAUUUCUCAAAUUUGUACAGAGAGUUCUUGAUCCUCUGCAACAGACAAUUGCAGAUGGGUGUCACCUUUCUAGGGAAACGGGAAACAAUAUAUCUAGAGCUGGAUUUUCUAGCGUUGAGCUUAACAUGGCAUUCUUGUCUAAUGCUGCAUUUAUAAACCCCCAUGCAUAUGGAAUAGCUCACAAGUAGAAUCAUGUCUUUGAUUGCUUCUUGCUAGGUUGCAUGAAAAGGAUUGUAGCCAUUUUCAGGUACUUUCAAUAGAGGGCAGGUUUGAACCCAAAAGACUUGUUCUGACUUUGAGGCUCUGCUGUGUUCAAAUAUCUGUUCACGUAUAUGUCCUCACCAAAUCAUCAUCAAGUUCAACAUGCAUUGAUCACUUGUAUUGCCAAAUGGUUGAGUUGGACAGGCUAUCCAUUCUUUGAAGUUUAUGAUGGUGUAUCAUCAUAUAAACAUGUAUAGGACCCUCUUUAUAUACUUGGAAGCUUCUACUACUAUUGGUAACUUCUUACGGGGGCAUGCUUGUAAAUGAUCAAGCAUAUAAUUGAAGUUAAAAAACAAAUAAACAGGAGAACUUUAUUGUAUAAUCUCCUUGAACUUGAUGUGAAUGUGACUAAACGAGACCUUGUGUAAUAUUCAAUUACAUACUAUUUUGCAUGUAAGAUUUUGUUGUUGCACCCUUUGUUUUUAUUCGAGUUCUAU
This is a messenger RNA of Gastrolobium bilobum, 1340 nucleotides long. RefSeq lists its product as uncharacterized. The transcript has 6 exons. The record is from RefSeq and is a predicted model, not a curated record. NCBI's taxonomy places the organism in Eukaryota, Viridiplantae, Streptophyta, Magnoliopsida, Fabales, Fabaceae. Gene Ontology annotation, molecular function: S-adenosylmethionine-dependent methyltransferase activity. The coding region runs from base 198 to 830 and encodes 210 amino acids.